Eriocheir sinensis (Chinese mitten crab) is the source of this 3986-nucleotide messenger RNA. RefSeq lists its product as uncharacterized. The record is from RefSeq and is a predicted model, not a curated record. NCBI's taxonomy places the organism in Eukaryota, Metazoa, Arthropoda, Malacostraca, Decapoda, Varunidae. The coding region runs from base 684 to 3680 and encodes 998 amino acids. The transcript has 7 exons.
GUGGCGUCACCAGGGGGGGGCUAUGGGGGCUAAGCCCCCCCAAACCAAGGACUCAGCCCCCCCAAAAAUACUUCUACCCUCAAAAAUUAAUAUUUCUCUAGUUUUAGCCCACUUGGGCCACUUUACAUGUCAAAGCAUAACCUUAUUUUCGGGUUUAAAAAAAAUUGGUUUCACUUAGAUAUUGAAAUAUGUUUCCUGACAGAUCUCCAUAUUUGUAUGCUCUAUUAUACAGAUAUUCUAUUUUAUUCAUUAUUCUAUAGAAUCAUCGGUACCUCUGCUGAACCAUCCCUGCAUCAGAGCAUUAAAUAAACAAAAUAGUUACCUCUCAUUUUUUAUUAGUAAGACUCGUUUUCUUUUAUGGCAUGCAGUCGUCAGUCGAGUCCAUGCUUCGCUUCAGUGUUGACGUGUUUAUCACAGGAAGGGGAUAGUCUCCCGGAUAGAUGGACAGUCAUCUCGAACUUUAAGCCACAAACAGACCGUCUGCAUUAUUGGGGUGGUGAUCUAUGAGGAUUCAUCAUAGCAACAAGCCAGGGGUGAAGGAAAGCACCAAACACUUCAGAACAAGCUGGAAUGAUGAAAGACGGCCUACACCUUUCCUGCAGAACUGAAGAGGCAGCAUUUAGUUUAAACAGCAUCCACAUCUAUCAGUUCCUUCUACAAGACCCAUCACUUCACAAAUCAAAAUGUCAUUACAACCCUUCCUUGGUGGAAUAGGAGACGAGGAUCGCAGGGUGUUCAGACUCAUGAAGAUAGUGGCUAGUGAAGGUCGUCAUGCCCUUCACUUUGUAUUCAAGUGGGGAUGCAAGAAAAAACCCACAGAGACAAUAGAGGACUACUUAAGAAAUAAAGGCAUGAGCAUUGAGGAUUAUGAAGAAAUAUUUCCCCCUAUGUUACAAGAAACAAUCAACAAUGAUCCUUCUGGAGAAUCUUAUGAUGUUACCCUUAUUUUUCCUUGCAUCAAGUGGGGUUGUUAUCAGCUUGCAGAACCAAAAGAUGAUAAAUGGAAAGAUGGGCAAGAAAACUUGGAAUCCCUCUGCACAAAUCUUAAAAAUAUUAGGAAUCGAUUGUUUCAUGGGGAGAAAAUACCUAAUGAUGAUGUUAUGAAUGAAAAGUGCAAAGUCAUUAAAGAAAUAUCAAAGAAAAUUGUUAAAAAAGCAGGGAGUAAGUAUGGAGUGUCUGAUGAUGAAGUCAAAAGUACCCUCAAGGAAAUAAAUAACCAAGUCUGUCAUAUUAUGAGUGCACGCCUAGGAGAAAAAGAAUUUAACGAACUGUCAAAGUUCAAAGAAGAACAGAAAAAAUCCAUUCUUGAAAUUGGGAGAAAGGAGUUGCCAGAGCAAUAUAAAAAUACAUCAAAGAUUGAUCCAGCAUCCUUUGUGACAGGGAAGGAACGGCUGGAUGUUAAGAAUGUGUUUACUAAGCUUGAAGUCAUAUGUGAGAACAUGGAUGAAACUCAUGAAGUGGGAUACAAGGAGCUGCUUGAGGUGAAGACUGAACUUGAGGAGAAGCCAACAGUCAUAAUAGUGGAAGGUGAUGCAGGAGCUGGCAAAACUACUUUAACAAAACUGAUCCUGUCAGACUGGGCUGAAGGAUCCACCAUUUUUACGGGUCUUGAACGCUAUGACUUGGUUUUCCGAGUUGAAGGAAAAAAAAGGAUCUCCUCUUACUUAGGGCUAAUUCAGGGCCUCCUGCCAACAGCUUCAUAUGAAUAUGAUGAUGAUGACCUAGUUAGGUCUGUACUUCAGCUGAAGGUCUUGCUUGUCAUGGAUGGCUUUGAUGAACUAAAUACAGAGUCUGAGAAGCUUAUCAAAGAACUAUUAGACCAACAAAUACCAAGUAGCAAAGGUCGCUUACAACUCCUGAUCACCACAAGGCCCAGCAAGCUCUCUGACCUUUGCAAUGUUCUUGGUGCACACACUAAGAAGAUUCAGACAAAGCUAAGAGGAAUAUCUUUAGAAAAAAGAGUGGAAUUUGUAACAAAAUUACACGAUGAAAUGAUCAAAGAGGAACAAAGUGAUCAGGACACCCAGAAGCUGGUUGACCUCUUGAAACAGUCCCAGGCCCGCCUUGGUGAGCACUAUCGACUGCCUCUCAACCUCACACUUCUGACCUACCUCUGGGCCUCUGACCCCACCAAAGUGAAUCCUGAAACGACCUCAACUGGUCUCUACAUUGCCUUCCUGGAGCUGAUUGAGUCUCGCUUGCAGACACGACUCCAAGAAAGGUUAGGUUGUGUGGCCCUGCCCAAAGGUAGAAGUAAAAAAGUAGUAAGGGAGUUUCAGAAAGAUUUGUACAGAGUUUGCAUGGACACGCUUCUAUCAGACUCAAUGCAGCUCUCUACUGAAUCAAAAGAUGUACUGGGAAAGAAGUGUGAAGACUUAGAAGUCCCUUUCGAUGAAAUGAUUGAAGCUUUUCUUGUAGUUGAAAAGGAGUGGACAAGCAGUGGCUACAAGACUGAGCUGACUGUGCCUCACAAAAGCAUUUUAGAAUUUUAUGCUGCAAAUCAAUUCAUGACAUAUAUUAAUAAUAAACUAAAGAAUGAUGAACCAGAGAAGAAGAUUGUAUCUUUGUUGAUGAAUUGUUACAUUACAAAAGCUGAAAUAGAUGAUAUCCUUCAGAGAUCUGAAAGUGAAGAUGUAAAGUCGCUGAAAAAGAUUUGCAAUGAUCUUCUUAAAACAGACCAAAACUUGGCCAAGUAUGAUAACAUGUUCUUACACCUGACAGGUCUGUUGACUCAUCAGUGCCCUGACAUGUUACAUAGGUAUGCUGAGGAUCUUGUUGAUAUACUAAAGGAAGCUGAGUUCAAGGGAACCAAGUGGCUUGACAUUCUUGUGGAAGCCAAAUGUGAUGACACGCUGGCCACCCUCCUCGCUCCACUAAAUGACCUCCAACUCAUAGUCCGCGAUGGCCAUAUGGGAGCUGCCCUUGCACUGUUCAAACACCUGGACACCAACAUCCCUGUGCAGGUUAUUCUGGAGAAUGAAGUGACCUACAUUCCACGCCUGGAUGAUAUGUUGUGCCAGCUCUCGCAGAGGGACUGUGCAGUGCAAAUUUUCUUCAAACACCAAUGGAAGAAUAAGGAAUGUGGCUCUUCUGAUGAAUACCUAGGCAAGCUGCGGCCUGGGGGGUGCAGCAGUUAUGGGUGCAGUGUGACUAAAUUCACAGGCCAUCUGGGCACACUUUCCUGCCUUCCAGAGACCACAACAGAGCUGAAGAUUGCCUUUGCCAACACCGAACAUGCCAAGCAACUUCUGGUGGAACUGAAUGACUUGGUGAACAAAAGAAGUGAUAUUACAUAUAUAGGAAUCCACGUGAUGUCAGAGGUCAGGCCUGAUGGCCUGACGCCUCUGCCUGUUCUAAAACCCCUUCAGGGAAGAGAGACUGGCAGUCUUUGGCUCUCUGGGGUAGAUAAAGACUGGCAGAUGAAGUGUGGAGUGAUUCGUGCACUCCUUCCUGAUGAGGGGAUGUUCAACUCCAUUAUGUUCCCUCAAUGCAACUUUACUGCCAAGCGUUGCACUGACAUCCUUAAGUGCCUGAAGGAGCUAGGAGUAAAGGUGAACAAGAAAGGAGGCAUUCGCUUCUUCUCCACUCUCAAGAAAAUUGAACUAUUGGAGCUUAAGGAGUUUGCCAGGCAAAGUCUUGGCUGUGCCCUGUACUGCUCUGAUGAGUCCAGUGUGUGGUAGCCUGACCGGUGAGACAGGAAGCCUUCAUGUGGCGACACAUUGCGGAGGUAAUGAAUGGCCCAGGCCAAGAUGGGGUGUGGGAUUCAGUGUCUCCCAUGCACAGGCCCUUUGUGAUUUGAGGCUGUGAAGUACUGGGCUUUCAUUCAUUAAAGUAAGUAAAGGUUAAGUUUGGGGCAUAUUCUACAGUGGCUACAUUGGCGCUCAUCUUCACCCUCCCAGCCCUGGAGCGUGUGGUAGGUAAGGAGCUGAGAACCCACAACCCAGGGCCACAGGGCCAGUGUGACGGCUCAAGGGCAACAAAGAGGA